Molecule: messenger RNA, 693 nt
Organism: Oryza sativa Japonica Group (Japanese rice)
Lineage: Eukaryota; Viridiplantae; Streptophyta; Magnoliopsida; Poales; Poaceae
Product: homeobox-leucine zipper protein HOX3
Biological process (GO): regulation of DNA-templated transcription
Molecular function (GO): sequence-specific DNA binding
Source: RefSeq, a predicted model, not a curated record
AUGGAGCCUAUGGGAAUCCUGAAGUGCCCUUCCAGCUUGAAGCUCUCCGUUGCUGUUCCUGGUCAUGCCCUCAACCCCUUCUCUGAUGGCGGUAGUGGUAGUGGUAGUGGUAGUGGUAGUGGGUGCAACAACAAUAACACAAGAGAACUGGGUAUCCACUUGGACUUGGACCGCCCGUAUGCAAGAGAAGAGCUACCGCAGCAAGGUGGCAGCAUGGAGGUGCAGAAAGGGGAGGAGAGAGGCGGUGUUAGGCACAAUAGCUCCAACCAUAGGCGGCUUUCUAGGGUGCAAUCCAAGCAACUUGAUGAAUUUUAUCGUGUAAAUCACACAGUUGAUUCCAAACAAAAGAAGGAGUUGGCAGAUCGACUGAAUCUUCGGAUAAGUCAGGUGGAUGCUUGGUUCCGCAACCGCAGGUUAAGGUCGAAGCAGAAAUCCACGGAGAUGGAGUGCGCCUAUCUGAAGGAAUGCUUCAACAAACUGAAAGAGGAGAACCACCGCCUCCAGCUCCAGGUUGAGCAGCUCAGGUCAACGAGCUUGCAGCUGCAGCUGCAGCUGCAACUCCACAGCGAGCGAGUCGCCACAGCUCCCACUGGACAGCAAGCCGGCACUUCUGCGGCUGCUCGCAUCUUCACUUUGCCUUUGUCCGGAUACAACCCUUCCAGGGGGACUUGGUUCUCGCCAAAUGCACACUGA